AUGGCAAAGCUAUUCAGGAUAAAGCGCUGGCUGGUCCGGGUGCUGGUAGCCGUGCUUCUGCCCGUCCUCUCCCUGGCCGACGAUUGUGGUCGCGAGUUCCGGGGCAAGUGCAGCUGUGGUUAUCAGAUGUACAACUACCAGACACAGUACGUGGUCAACUGCACCGAUACCGGCUUCCGGGAUACGCUGGUCCUGGAGCACCUGCCGGCGCAGACGGAGGUGCUCAUCUUCAACGGGAACCUCGUCGACGAGCUGCCCUGGAACGUGUUCGGUGCGCUGAACGAUCUCGCCAACCUGACGAUCGUCGACAUGAGCAACAAUCACAUUCGCGAGAUCCGGGGCAAAUCGUACCACCACGUGCCGAACGUGCGCCGGCUCAUCCUGAACCACAACAACCUGAGCAUCUCGCGGUACGACGACGAGGAGUUCAAUCACCACCAUCCGCGCGUCUUUUCCAACUUCGUCAACCUGCAGGAGCUGCACCUGACCAAUGCGUUCGCGGACAACACGUCGGCCGAGCUGUCGGCCGAUCUGCACGACAUCUUCGUCAACAGCAACCUCACCAAGCUGGUCAAGUUGCACCUCGAGCAGAACGAAAUCUCGCAGUUCAACGACAAGCGCGUGUUUUGCGAUCUGCCCGCGCUGCUGGAUCUCCACCUGGGCGACAACCUGCUGACGGAGCUGAACUUCAACCUGAGCUGCAUGCCGCGGCUUCGCUUUCUCGAUCUCGAGCGCAAUCGGUUCGAGGCGGUCCGACCGCGCGAUCUGGCGCUGCUGGAAGCGGUCCAGGUGCAGCCGGGACGCACCACGCCGCUGACGGUGGACUUUACGUACAAUCCGUUCGUGUGCGACUGUGGUCUGUUUCCGCUGUACGAGUGGCUCGCGCGGACCAACGUUACCGUCCGGAACCGGGACGGGCUGGUGUGCCUGCGGAACCGGCAGGCACGGGAACCGAUCCGUUCGCUCGGAAUGGGCAAGUGCCGGAAGCUGCGGACGGGCUCGCCGGCGGAUGACGGGGGGCACACCACCACCACGCUCGUCUUCGUGCUGAUCUGCUUGAGCUGCGUGCUGGUGGCGCUCGUCGCGGGUCUGCUGUACGUGAGCAAGGACCGCCUGAAAACGCUGUUGACCCCGGUCGUCGACUCCGUUUCGAAGAAGGUCCACUACACCACGAUCAAGGACGAGGACGCACCGGAGCAGUACGUGUGAUGUAGCGUGCAGGAUGCGAGCGGGUCUGUGUGGCGAGCCUAGGCCAGCCGACCGAUCGAGAGCAGCGCUCGGCACGAGAACGGUAUCCUAUCUAAUAGGAGGCGGUCUCCCUUUCGCAGGGUGGACAGUAGGAAGACGGCACAUACAACACAGACAUGUUUUGUUUUGUUGUUAGCUGAGAAAUUUUUGCACCCUGUGUAAGGAGUUGUUAGUCGUGUGUUUCCGUCGAAGAAGGCUUAGGACAGCGAG
This is a messenger RNA of Anopheles bellator, 1458 nucleotides long. Its product is annotated as trophoblast glycoprotein. Gene Ontology annotation, molecular function: protein binding. The record is from RefSeq and is a predicted model, not a curated record. The coding region runs from base 1 to 1209 and encodes 402 amino acids. The transcript has a single exon. Lineage: Eukaryota; Metazoa; Arthropoda; Insecta; Diptera; Culicidae. Gene Ontology annotation, cellular component: membrane.